This is a messenger RNA of Mastomys coucha (southern multimammate mouse), 7989 nucleotides long. It is a transcript of the gene Ikzf1, whose product is annotated as IKAROS family zinc finger 1. NCBI's taxonomy places the organism in Eukaryota, Metazoa, Chordata, Mammalia, Rodentia, Muridae. Gene Ontology annotation, molecular function: RNA polymerase II cis-regulatory region sequence-specific DNA binding; DNA-binding transcription factor activity. The record is from RefSeq and is a predicted model, not a curated record. Gene Ontology annotation, biological process: regulation of transcription by RNA polymerase II. The coding region runs from base 3862 to 5466 and encodes 534 amino acids. The transcript has 9 exons.
AUUUCAGUAGGAAAACGUGGGAUAACGGGUGGAUUUGGGGAUUUUUUUCAAUUAGGAGUAGGAAAGAAAGACAAGUCACUCGAAAUCCAUAGUGUCGGAGUCGCUCACGUCUAUCUUUUUCUUUCUGAGGAUUGUGAGAGCUUUGACUUAGGUCAAAGCCUCUGCCUUUUUAGGCUGGGGCUGCAGGUGCGAGACCAGGCCAGUUGAGGCACUUCUGAGUAGCCCGGGGUCCCACGAAGAGCAUGUCCUGCUUUUAUGUUUAGGCUUAUAUCGACAUACCUAGCCAGCGUUUUCAAAGUCAUGACUAAAGACUUUCCUUCUUUUUGAUGCGAGAGCUAUUUGCUUUCCUGAUAAGAUCCUGUCUGAGUUUGCUUUGUGCAAAACAGAAAUGAUCAGAGUAUUGAAACACAUUUUCUCAUCGCACUGUCUGAUCCCAGGUCCUGAAACUAUCGCAGGGAGACCCUGUUAUCAAAUAGGCAUCAGGACGCUUGCAAAUCAUUUGUGAUUUGCUUUUUAAAGUUGCCAAGCAUCAUUGGUGGUUCCCAAGAAAUCUUAUGAGCUUUUGAUUUCCUUCUAAUUUGGGAGUGCAGGAUGUGGCAUCUGGUGACCCAAAGGGAUAUCAAUUCAAAAGGUCUGAGACAGAAACAUUUUCUAUUUUCUUUCGGGAAGGAGCCCACCCAGAGUGAAUUUUAACGUGCGGUUUUGCUCAAGUAACCUACGCGUAAUUUCUCUCCCUCCUGCAGACAACCUAUUUUAUCUUUGUGCUGCCUUGUUUUAAAUGUACAGAACCAAAGUGGUUAGGGAAAUAGCCCUUUACUAGUCCAUCCUACCUGUAGAAGAAUUUUUAAAACGUUGAAAAUGUAUAAUAUACAUAUACAUAAUAUUUUUUCAUAGACAUUGAAAUGCUUUUAAUGAUUGGCUCGUUUGGGUUAUGAGUUUAGAGGGGGGUGAAGUCAGUAAGAAAAUCCCAGAGCCUGCGUCAGUUUCUUUGUUUGAAGACAUUUGUUCUAUGAGAUUGAAUUCAUUCUUUUUUAUGAUUUUCAAAGUAACAAUUUAAACAUUAUUCAUAGUAUGUUAGUACGUGUCCAAAUUGUUUCAGUGACAAAUCAGAUUACUGGGUAUAUGACUCAAAAUGUAAACGGGGACAGAUAUCCUUGACAAAAGAUUCAUCUGCUCACCUGGAUCAGCACCCUAUAAUACACAGCACAUGUGGAGGACAUAAUGUAGCCACAUCCUUGUAAAUGACAGUGGGGCACUUCACUCACUAUGCACUUUGAUAAAACAUGAACAAUUUCAACUUUCCCCACACACAUACAUGGCUGUUCCUUUUUUAUCGCAGAAUAAAAUAUUCUUCCCAGACAUACAAUGCACUAGAGCUGAUGGCCAAAAUGUUUUAAGUCUGAUGGCUUUGGGAUUUUUUGUUGUUGUUGUUGUUCAUGGUGAUCAUUGAAACCUAGAGUUAAGAAACUCCAAAGAACUUGUUUGUUUAAUUCAUUGGUGGUUUAAUUGAAGGGCCAAACCCCAAAUUUCUCCACACAUUUAGAAGGCAUCACCACAAUAAUAGCCCACCAUGGUGACCUCACAAGCAGACAGGGGCUGCUAAGAAAAGUGUGAACGAGUGUGCAGUUUGGCUCUUGAGAAGUUUGUGUACUAUCUCCUAAAGAGAAAGCAAAUGGUGGUUGUUCUUGUAGUAUUACCAUUGUUGAAAAUUUAAGAUCACAGUUAAUUUAUUGCCCCAAAGUUGUAAAGCCCAGAAAAACCAUAGGCCCCUGGCAUUCAUUCUCUUUGCCUCACUAGAGGCUAAAGGUAAGAAUGAUGUUUUUUUAGUUUGAGGAAGUUUUUUCCCUUGAUUUGAAUUUCUGUGUUUCAUAUUAGUUUUUAUAACAGCACAUUGUUUAGAAGAAUGUCAGAACUUCUGAAAUCCGACAGGCUCAUAGAUAGAUAGAUAGAUAGAUAGAUAGAUAGAUAGAUAGAUAGAUAGAUUGGUCUGGAUUAUAUAUAUUAAUAUAUGCAGGAAAUAAACUACAUGUGUACAUAUGUGCACACACCUGCUUGCACAUGCACAGAUCACACGCAUUGUGUGUUGUAAGAGAGGCUUGAAAGCAGCAAUGAGAGAAGUUUUAACGUUAAAUACACCUAAGAUGGGGGACUAAUUUUCUUUAUCUUAUUUACUUUUUACUUUUUUAAAAAAAUAUAUAAAAUAAAAUAGUUUCUCUGUAAUGGCAUAAUGGGACGUAGAUAAUGUUAGUUUUAUAAUAUUAGGUAAUUUUGAGUGGUUACCAAAUUUUGCACAUUCAUGUACUGUUACUGCAGUUAGCCAAGAUUCAUCAACACUAGCAUGUUGUCCCCUGAAACAUUUGACAUUUCAAAACAGUCUCUCUAUAAAAUAAGUGGUAUUUGCCGGGUUCUAAGGAAAAUGGGAUGUGAUUCCAGCCUCCAAAGGCACACCAGGAGCCUCUGCGCUCCUUGGGAACCAGUAGCCGCUGAUGCCUGUUUUUCAGACAGACAAAUGUCUUGGGACACCGUGGUUCCUCCUUUCAGCUGUAGCUCCAUCUCUGCCUAGAAACCUGUGAACAGGGCCGCUUUCUCUCCUGGAGCUCUCUCAGCUUACUUCAUUUCGUAGAUUUGCUAUCUAGUCCUUACAUUUCACAGGAAAACACACGACCUGUGACUGCAACGAGUGAUCUCUCCUGGGGAUACAGGGAGAAAAACAGAAAUCAUUUCACAUCUUGAGAGAGAGCUUGGUUUUUGCUUUUUUUUUUUUUUUUUUAAAAAGGACACUUUUAAAAAAAAAUCUAGGUUUUAGGAUGGAUCGCUGUGGUGCUGACGAAAUGCUCACACUGGUUCUUCAUAUAAACCACUGCUUCCUCACAUUCCUGUUAAUUUAAUAAAUGGCCUUAAACCUCGGGGUACUUUGUCCCAUCGCUGGAAUAUAUGCUUCUGUUCUUAGAAUUUCAGUACUCUCUCUUCAAUAGUGUUUGUUUGAGAUAGCCCUUAGCAGCUGGAUGAUAAUAUAACAAUUAUUUUAAGACAUUUGUAAGCAUUCUUACACACAGUAUUACUACAUGUUAUAAGUGAACUCUAUCAGCCAACAAAAAUAUGAUUUACAAAAUAUUUCUAAAAGGAGAAAUGGUAUCUGUCCUGGUUUGAGGGCUAUCUUUCUAGUUCUUCAUGGGAAAGUCUCAAAGGGACACAGCUGGCUGAGGCACAAUCUAAAGACAACUGGCAAAUUAUUUUCACUGGCAUUUUCCCGUUUUCAUGUUAGACUGUAACAAAUAAGUGGAUGCCAAGGUGUCUUCAGCCAACCAGCUGAUGAUAAAUGUUUGGGGUUUGUUUUUGUUUUUGUUUUUAUUUUUUUAAAGAAAAAAAAAAGGAGUGAAAAAGCCCAAGUGUCAGGCAUAGGGGCCAUUGGUCCUUUCUGUAGGCCUAGCAGGGCUGCUUUUCUCCCAUGACCAAGUCUUGCCAGGGGGAAGUCAUAAUUCCCGUUGACAAAAAGAACACCCCUUCCCACCCCGCGUCUGACAAAUCAGACAUCCGAAUGAUUUCUGAACUCGUUUUGGUUAAGACAGGAAGCAUAGGCUCCCUUCCUGUGUGUGUGCUUCCCUGAGAGAAAACUCGCUUCCCUCCUUCUUUGCAUACUUGGCGACUGGGUCUACCUUUCUCUGAACCCCAGUGGUGUGUGAAGGCUGGACUGGGACGUUGGAGGAAGAGGAAGCGGGAUCUGAGGCUCAUCCAGGGACCAGGGUCCUUCCCAAGUGGCUACUCAGAGGGGACCCGGACCAAGUCUGGAUUUGUGUGGCAGAGAGAGACAGCUCUCGUUUGGUCUUGGGGAGGCACAAGCCUGUUGAUAACCUGAAGACAAUGGAUGUCGAUGAGGGUCAAGACAUGUCCCAAGUUUCAGGGAAGGAGAGCCCCCCAGUCAGUGACACUCCAGAUGAAGGGGAUGAGCCCAUGCCUGUCCCUGAGGACCUGUCCACCACCUCUGGAGCACAGCAGAACUCCAAGAGUGAUCGAGGCAUGGUUGCAUAUGGGGCUGAUGGCUUUAGGGAUUUUCAUGCAAUAAUUCCCAAAUCUUUCUCUCCCAGUAAUGUUAAAGUAGAGACUCAGAGUGAUGAAGAGAAUGGGCGUGCCUGUGAAAUGAAUGGGGAAGAAUGUGCAGAGGAUUUACGAAUGCUUGAUGCCUCAGGAGAGAAAAUGAAUGGCUCCCACAGGGACCAAGGCAGCUCGGCUUUGUCAGGAAUUGGAGGCAUUCGACUUCCUAACGGAAAACUAAAGUGUGAUAUCUGUGGGAUCGUUUGCAUCGGGCCCAAUGUGCUCAUGGUUCACAAAAGAAGUCAUACUGGUGAAAGGCCUUUCCAGUGUAACCAGUGCGGGGCCUCCUUUACCCAGAAAGGCAACCUCCUGCGGCACAUCAAGCUGCACUCGGGCGAGAAGCCCUUCAAAUGCCAUCUCUGCAACUAUGCCUGCCGCCGGAGGGAUGCCCUCACCGGCCACUUGAGGACGCACUCCGUUGGUAAGCCUCACAAAUGUGGAUAUUGUGGCCGGAGCUAUAAACAGCGAAGCUCUUUAGAGGAGCAUAAAGAGCGAUGCCACAACUACUUGGAAAGCAUGGGCCUUCCGGGCGUGUACCCAGUCAUUAAGGAAGAAACUAACCACAGCGAGAUGGCAGAAGACCUGUGCAAGAUAGGAGCAGAGAGGUCCCUUGUUCUGGACAGGCUGGCAAGCAACGUCGCCAAACGUAAGAGCUCUAUGCCUCAGAAAUUUCUUGGAGACAAGUGCCUGUCAGACUAUGAGAGUGCCAACUAUGAGAAGGAGGAUAUGAUGACAUCCCACGUGAUGGACCAGGCCAUCAACAAUGCCAUCAACUACCUGGGGGCUGAGUCCCUGCGCCCAUUGGUGCAGACACCCCCCGGUAGCUCCGAGGUGGUGCCAGUCAUCAGCUCCAUGUACCAGCUGCACAAGCCCCCCUCAGAUGGCCCUCCACGGUCCAACCAUUCAGCACAGGACAGCGCCGUGGAGAACUUGCUGCUGCUAUCCAAGGCCAAAUCUGUGUCAUCGGAGCGGGAGGCCUCCCCAAGCAACAGCUGCCAAGACUCCACAGAUACAGAGAGCAACGCGGAGGAACAGCGCAGCGGCCUCAUCUACCUAACCAACCACAUCACCCCGCAUGCGCGCAACGGGCUGGCUCUCAAGGAGGAGCAGCGCGCCUACGAGAUGCUGAGGGCGGCCUCAGAGAACUCGCAGGACGCCUUCCGUGUGGUCAGCACGAGUGGUGAGCAGCUGAAGGUGUACAAGUGCGAACACUGCCGCGUGCUCUUCCUGGAUCACGUCAUGUAUACCAUCCACAUGGGCUGCCAUGGCUUCCGAGAUCCCUUUGAGUGUAACAUGUGUGGUUAUCACAGCCAGGACAGGUACGAGUUCUCAUCCCAUAUCACGCGGGGGGAGCAUCGCUACCACCUGAGCUAAACCCAGCCAGGCCCCACUGAAGCACAAAGAUAGCUGGGCAUGCCUCCUUCCCAGCAACUGGACCCACGGCGGACAAUGUUGGGAGUGGAUUUGCAGGCAGCAUUUGUUCUUUUUAUGUUGGUUGUUUGGCAUUUCAUUUGCAUUUGGAUGACACGUUUUUUUAAUGUUAGAGACAGGAUUGCGUUGCAUCAGGGACAUUCAGAACACCUAUCCUUCUAGCUGGUUUUGCUGGCUGAUAGCUGAGAUUUCCCUGAUGGGUGGCUCCCUCACACUUUCCCCACCCACACAACCCCCAAAACAGAGCCUGAAUCUUCAGAGAAAUGAAUCAAACAAUUACCCAAAGGAGGAACAAGGUGGAUCUUGCCCUAAGCAGAGUUUAUGCUACUAAGAUUCGCCAGAUCCUCCAAAACAGCGCAGCCACUGGGGUUGAGCCUUCUCAGGGAGCUCUGCAGGUAAGCCAGAGGACCAGAUAGAAGGCAGCUGGGGAGGAGCAGGGACACCAGCCUGUGCAGAGACCAGGGCCAAAGGUUGAACUUUGAAAGACUAUUAAGUCAUAUAUUGCAUGGUAAUAUGGUGUCUGGACAAGCUGUGCACAGUGCUGAAGUGGGAGGGACUGGAGAGCCUUGCAGACCCUCUUCCUUUGCCUGGUCACCCCAGCCUCCUGAGGAUUAACAUGUUGCCCAGUCAGAUGAGCUCAGCGCUCUUAUGGUCAUUUUUCUCUUCUCAUUUCCAUGCCAUUAAUGGCCCUGAAGCUCAUCGCUGCAUUUUAGAACCCAAUCCUGAAAUGGAGACCUUAUUUUGAACUUCUGAUACUGUAAAACUUCUUGGAAGCCAGAGCUUUCUUCCAAGUCCCAUCCCUGGUUAUCUUGGUUCCUGUUCUUCCCUGGGCCAGGAUCAGGACCUGUUAUUCCAUGAAAGCACAACCCAACCUUCACUUCAGUUGAAUCCCUGUUCUCAUUAUAGCUGUGGAUUAAAUGUCUUUCCCUAUUCUCGAUAUAUGUGAUCUUGUCUAAAAAGGCUAGCUUGAUUAAAUGUCUUUCCCUAUUCUCAAUAUAUGUUAUUUUGUCUGAAAACCAAUAAACACCAUUACUAAGAAUGACCAUUGUUAGGUGGAAGAAAUAUAUGAGCCCAGCAUCUCAGUGGCUAAAACACGAAAUUCCCAUGCUUUUAAACAAAAAUUUUAACUAUUCCGAAGCUCUCUAGUAUAAACACCAAGUUGCAUGUGUUUUCACAUAAAUAGGACACAGGGCCAUGCAACCAUUAUUAAGUAGAGGUAUUAGAAUGUUGUAAUAGUCAGAGGCACAGCGUGACCAGUUCAGGGUCCUAGAGAGGAAUGCCCACCGUCUGUCACAGAAAGGUAGAAGUGAGACCUGGUAUAGCCAGUCUGGUAUAGGGAUGUCACGCUGAAGCCAAGUGACUCAGUUAGCUGGAGAUUCUCAACAGGAAGGCCUCUCUUAAGAGUCAGUAUUAGGGUUGUCACCCUCCACCACCUCAACAAAACAAAAGCUUAUAACUCUAAAUGUUUACAGCCCUAUCUUCACAGAAACCUUCUGAGGUGAUUCCAAAGAACUGGGGGGGGGAGAGUGUCUAGAACAGCUCAUGUUAGUCUCAGCUCUCCUGACACAGAGGGCUUGACCAUCACUGGUAGGGACUCUUCUGUGAAUUGCUUAGUCCCACCCCUGGUCACUCGCCAAGUAGAUGCCAGGAGCAUUCUAGCUGAUACCCAAAACUGUCUUGCCAGGUGUUCCAUGGGAGCAAAGCACUGAUGUAAACUCUAAACCACUGAGGAUGUAUGGAGGUUUCCCAGAGAUACGGAGCACUUGACGUCUUUCCCAGUCAGCAGCCUUCAGCUGUGCUUGUGUCUUUGGGAUGCUGAUGAAUUCUAUAGAUCAGCAUUCACAAACACACUUCAAAUACUUAGGAGUUCAAGUGCAGGGACAGCUGUUCACAAAAGUAUCACUCUUAAGUGUGUCUUUCUUUGUUUCUAAAGCAUUUUGAAAGUGAAAAUAAAAUGACAAAUAUAAGAAUUUUACACUGAAAAGAGGAGAAUUUGAGGAACUAUAGCUGUUGUUCAAUAUGUAGUUUUGCAGGUUAAAAAAAAAAAAAACUGGCCUUACCCAAAUUCAUAUAUUGCAGGUGACAACUUUCCAAGCCUACAGUUUGCAGGCAGUUUUUGUUCACUCUUGUCCUUAGCCAUGGGAGCCAUUAAGUGUGGUCCACAGAAGAUGGCUCCAAUGUGGUAUUCAGAGGUUAAAGCAGAAUUGUAAAUAGUGACUUCAGGAGCUCCUUUUUAGAAUGCUUUGCCCCUUCCUCUCACUGCCUUUUUUAGCCAAUAUAAAUGUCUAUUUGCACACCUUUUGUUGUGGUUUUAUAUUGUAACAGCAUUUUUUUGAAACUAUUGUAUUUAAGAUAAGGUUUCAUAUUAUGUCCACAAGUAAUUAAAUUAUGUUUGAAGGUGGCUAUAUUCUGUAUAAAAGUUGAUGUUUUUCUUUAGCUGGUAAAGUAGGGUUUUGCAUGACCUCA